AACUUGUACUCGUGUCGAUGUUGGUGGGAGUAAACCGAAGUAUGGCGUAGGAUUUUUGUUUCGUCACAGUGCAAACUUCCUUGUUCAUUCGCUGCCACUCAUAUAAUUCACUCGAUUUGCCGGUUACUGGAACAAAAUUCUAAACCAAGUCCUGUGAUCGUCGUCAUAGUAUCUCUUUCUUGCAACAACACAACAUCAAAAUAAAAAGAGAACAGGUCAGAACAAGAUGAGUGUCGACGCGUAUGGACCUAGUAGUCAAACCCUCACCUUCCUCGACACAGAGGAAACAGAUUUAAUUGGAGCGGAUACACAAGGCAGCGAAUUUGACUUCACUGAUUUUACAUUACCCUCGCCAAGUCAAACUCAAGCUUCUCAGCAUGAUGCUGCAACCCAGGGCCAACAAAGUCAGCCAGUGCAGGUUAAUGGAACCAGUGUUGUAUCAUCUUUGGACCUUAAGAUCUCUGGGGCAGCACAAACACUCGCGGAAUUACAAUUUGAAGAAGAAGAGGAAGAGGCAUAUUACAAUCGCGAUUUACCAGAACAUGCGUGUAAAUAUUGUGGUAUUCAUGAAGCCUCGUGUGUCGUCAUGUGCAAUGUUUGUCGCAAAUGGUUUUGCAACGGUCGAGGAAAUACGUCAGGCUCGCACAUUAUCAAUCAUCUUGUCCGAGCAAAGCACAAGGAAGUCACAUUGCACAGAGAUGGACCUUUGGGAGAAACAGUUCUUGAAUGUUAUUCAUGUGCAGUGAGAAAUGUCUUCGUUCUUGGAUUUAUUCCUGCAAAAGCAGAUUCAGUUGUUGUUCUUCUUUGUCGACAACCAUGUGCUGCACAAAGUUCUCUAAAGGAUAUGAAUUGGGAUCAGGAACAAUGGAAACCACUAAUAGAAGAUCGUAGUUUUCUCGCGUGGUUAGUGAAAAUCCCAUCAGAACAAGAGCAAUUGCGAGCGAGACAAAUAUCAGCUCAACAAAUAAAUAAACUUGAGGAAUUGUGGCGCGAUAAUGUUGACGCAACAUUUCAGGAUCUCGAGAAACCAGGUGUUGACGAAGAACCACAACAAGUUUUAUUAAGAUACGAGGAUGGCUAUCAAUAUCAAAAUAUAUUUGGUCCAUUGGUGAAAUUAGAGGCGGAUUAUGAUAAACGUUUAAAAGAAUCACAAACACAGGAGAAUAUCGAGGUACGAUGGGAUGUUGGUUUAAAUAAAAAGACAAUUGCCUAUUUUAUGCUUGCAAAAACGGACGGUGAUAUGAAACUUAUGCAUGGCGAUGAAUUGCGACUUCGUUACCUUGGUGAAUUGCACAAACCCUGGUCUGGAAUUGGACAUGUGAUUAAAAUCCCUGAUAAUUAUGGCGAAGAAGUUGGUAUUGAAUUGAAAAAUAAUUCGGGAGCGCCUACAGAGUGUGUCAGCAAUUUUGUCGUUGAUUUUAUUUGGAAGAGUACGAGUUUCGAUCGAAUGCAAUUGGCGCUCAAAAAAUUCGCCGUCGACGACACUUCGGUAUCGGCUUACAUUUAUCAUCGACUAUUGGGUCAUGAAGUUGAGGAAGUUUUAUUCCGUUGCCAUUUACCAAAACAUUUUAGUGCACCAAAUUUACCAGACCUAAAUCGUUCUCAAGUCUAUGCUGUGAAACAUGCCGUUCAAAGGCCAUUGUCCUUAAUUCAAGGUCCUCCGGGCACAGGAAAAACAGUGACAAGUGCAACAAUUGUUUAUCAACUUGUGAAACAAAAUGGUGGUCCCGUACUUGUUUGUGCUCCUUCAAACACAGCUGUCGAUCAAUUGACUGAAAAAAUACAUAAAUCAAAUCUUAAGGUUGUACGUCUUUGUGCCAAAUCUCGUGAGGCAAUUGAUUCGCCAGUGAGCUUUUUGGCUUUACACAAUCAAAUUAAAAAUAUGGAAACAAACACGGAACUACAAAAACUUCAACAAUUGAAAGAUGAAACUGGUGAAUUGUCAAGUGUCGAUGAAAAACGUUACAGACUAUUGAAAAAAGCCGCCGAAAAAGAAUUACUCGAAGCUGCUGAUGUUAUUUGUUGUACUUGCGUGGGUGCUGGUGAUCCAAGACUUCAUAGACUCAAAUUUCAUUCAAUUCUCAUUGACGAGAGUAUGCAAGCAACAGAACCCGAAUGUAUGGUUCCAGUGGUAUUGGGGGCAAAACAAUUGAUCCUCGUCGGUGAUCAUUGUCAAUUGGGACCAGUUGUAAUGUGUAAAAAAGCAGCAAGAGCCGGUCUUUCACAAUCAUUAUUCGAACGUCUCGUCGUUCUUGGAAUUCGACCAUUUCGACUUGAAGUUCAAUACAGAAUGCAUCCUGAUUUAUCGCGAUUCCCAUCAAAUUUCUUUUACGAGGGUUCACUGCAAAAUGGUGUAUGUGCGGAUGAAAGAAAACUUCUCAAAAUUGAUUUCCCCUGGCCAGCGCCCGAUAAACCAAUGUUUUUCUAUGUAACACAAGGACAAGAAGAAAUUGCUGGCAGUGGAACGUCAUAUUUAAAUCGUACCGAAGCGUCAAAUGUUGAGAAAAUAACAACACGAUUUUUACGUUGUGGAGUGAAACCAGAACAAAUUGGCGUCAUAACACCGUACGAGGGACAAAGAGCAUAUUUAGUUCAAUACAUGCAAUAUCAAGGCUCAUUGCAUGCAAAACUCUAUCAAGAAAUUGAAGUCGCUAGCGUUGAUGCCUUUCAAGGAAGAGAAAAAGACAUUAUCAUCAUGUCAUGUGUAAGAUCAAAUGAACAUCAAGGAAUUGGUUUCUUAAAUGAUCCAAGAAGAUUAAAUGUUGCCUUGACAAGAGCAAAAUACGGUAUUAUUAUCGUUGGAAAUCCAAAAGUUCUUUCCAAACAACCACUUUGGAAUCAUUUAUUAAGUUUUUAUAAGGAACAAAAAGUUCUUGUCGAAGGUCCAUUGAAUAAUUUAAAAGAAUCAAUGAUACAAUUUGCAAAACCGAAGAAACUUGUUAAUGCAUCAAAUCCCGGAUCACAUUUUAUGUCGACAUCAAUGUAUGACGCAAGAGAAGCCCUAAUACCGGGAUCGGUUUAUGAUAGAUCCGGAGCACAAGUCAAUGGCAAUCAAAAUCAUAAUCCAUAUUAUCAGAGGAAUGUGACUUUAGAUAUUUUCAGUAGAACGCACGAUACAAUUAGUUAUAUUAGUCCUGAGAGAGCACAGGCGGCAAUGAAUAAUGUUCCAGUUCCGGUGGGAAUGUUCAUGAAUAUGGCACAUGUGCCACCGAGAUUUUAUAAUCAACAUCAACAAGCACUUCAAGCAAGGCAAAAUCAACGUAAUCGACGUGGUGUCACGCCUGUUAAGAGUAAAGCUGGAGCACGUAUUGGAAAGCUCAGUCAAACUGAACAGAAUACACAACCGUACAGUCAGCCGGGCUUGCCAUUGACGCAAGGAAAUACACAAGGAAUGUCACAACCCGGUUUUAGUCUCUCACAGCCGGGACUCUCUCAAGCUGAACUCUCGCAGGACUCAUUCGCAGUUGGUGAGUUUCAAUCGCAAAUGGACGGACUAUUAUCCCAGGAUUCGACUUAUCAGGGCGAUAGAAGUGGUUUUUAUCAAUCAGGCCAGUCGCAAGCCGGGGGUCAAUUCUCCCAGCCCUAUUGAGCCGAAAGCAUACGGCUGAACAAUGCAUUCGCCAUGCAGCGUCGCGGGAGCGACUGAGAAGGCUCGUUUCGACCAAUUUUUCUUCGUCCAACAAACAACAAAUCACUAACUGCGCAAAACGGUAAAAAAACACGGCUUGGCGAUCGAGUAACGGUCCUGUGUGCGUACACGAAGGUCAUCAUCGUCGUCGCCGUCGUCAAAGAGGGGUAACUAUAUGGUUAACAAACAAACAAAAACAAAAAAAAAACAAAAAAAAAAGUUUAUCGCCGUUCACCGUUUUUAAAAACGGAAAUCGUUCAAUGAUGGAUGGAUUCAUUGGGAAUAUAAAUUCAUUGCGGCAAGGCUAUAAAAGGACAUCGAAAUACCGAAGAAAAUGACAUCAAUGUCUAUAAUAGAGAAUAGAAAAAUGCCAAUUUUACGUAAUACGCGCUUACCGUGAGCGGAUCGUUUACUUUAAAUCGCGGUUAUCAAGUGAUGCUGGUAUUUACAAAAACACACACAUAAAUAAUAAUAAAAGGUACUUGCAACGCUUUAAUGACGUGAUCAAAUUGAACGAGUGUGCCACGUAGUAGCAGUUUUUUUUUGCGAUUGAACGGAGAUUUUUUUUGUUUGUUACAAAAGAAAGAAAGAGAAGAAUUUUCCAUAAGGAAAAAAAUGAAAUUUUUCAUUAUGAAAAAAAAAGCCUUCAUUGAACUUGAAUAAAGAAAAUCGAGGGUAAUGUUCUUUUAUUUGACAAUAUGAGUUUUAGGAAAUUCCUUUUAUUAUCGGAAAAAUUCAAUUUUGAAUUUUAAUCUCCGUUCGUUGAAGUCACCAAAAAAAAAAAAAAUAAAUAAAAAAAUAUGCUGAAAAAUAAUAUCUCUUGAAAGCACGCACAUUACACGGCACACGUGCAAUUCGCUAUAACCAACGGUAUCGUGUCGACAAAAAUAUUAAUUGUGAGUCUUUUUGUCGGAACAGCAGCGCGAGGUCAAUAUCUUUCUCGAAUCUUUUAGCUUUUAGCAUUAAAGUAAAAACAAAAAACAAAUGCAACGCUGACCACGGGAAAUUCAUCAAUUAAACCAAUUUAUUUUGCUUCAUUUUAUGUUUUCCCUCCCACAUUAUUAUUCUCCCAAUCAUAUUUUAUUCUCUUUCUCCUUUAGAAUUUCUUGUAUAUUUUUUUUUUUUUUUUUUGUUAAUAAAAUAAAGCCUUGUGUUUAUUGACAAGGCAGUUAGGAGGCGAGAAGGCGCUAAAAAUGUUGAGUUGUUGAUUUAUCAUUAUUUAGUUUGUCUUUUAAAUUUGAGCUUGGAAAUAAUGCAAAAUAACAUCGAGCAAAAAAUUUUCAUUUAACUAUGGGAGCGUCAGAGAAAUUUUUUUUUUAUUGGCACUUGAAAAUGUCAACAAAAAAAAAAAAAAGAAAAUAAAAACAAAUUUUUUGUUUGUUUUAUUUAAAGAAAAAAAAAAUUAAUUUUGGGAUGAAAUUCCCUUCUGAUAUUUUAGUGUUGCUAACAACGAUUCAUGGUACAAACAGAAUUAUUCAGUGAAUUUUAUUAAUUACCAAAUACAAUGAUAAUUUCUCUUUUUUGGAAUAUUACUUUUUUUUCUCGCACUUUUUUUAGUUUUGUAAUUUUUUUUUCUUUUUUUUUAGAGUGCUUGCAACUUCGAACGGUAAUUCCUUCGUCAAAAUGUAAUCAGUAGGUUACGCAAUGCAAAAAGAAAAUUAAAGUUUGUUUUUAUUUCUCUUGUAUCAACAGCGCACCGCUCACUGCAAUUACAGAAAUUCAUUGUGAAAUCUUAUGGUACCAAUAAAUUUAAUUUGACAUCUA
Leptopilina boulardi is the source of this 5392-nucleotide messenger RNA. It is a transcript of the gene Upf1, whose product is annotated as regulator of nonsense transcripts 1. Gene Ontology annotation, cellular component: cytoplasm. Bases 227 to 3589 code for a protein of 1120 amino acids. Gene Ontology annotation, biological process: nuclear-transcribed mRNA catabolic process, nonsense-mediated decay. The record is from RefSeq and is a predicted model, not a curated record. Gene Ontology annotation, molecular function: RNA helicase activity; ATP binding; DNA binding. The transcript has 6 exons. NCBI's taxonomy places the organism in Eukaryota, Metazoa, Arthropoda, Insecta, Hymenoptera, Figitidae.